This is a messenger RNA of Coregonus clupeaformis (lake whitefish), 4796 nucleotides long. It is a transcript of the gene ca16b, whose product is annotated as carbonic anhydrase XVI b. The coding region runs from base 492 to 4739 and encodes 1415 amino acids. The record is from RefSeq and is a predicted model, not a curated record. The transcript has 28 exons. Gene Ontology annotation, molecular function: protein tyrosine phosphatase activity; protein binding. Gene Ontology annotation, biological process: protein dephosphorylation. Lineage: Eukaryota; Metazoa; Chordata; Actinopteri; Salmoniformes; Salmonidae.
CUUCCUGGAUGGAAGAAUGAAACCAAAGACAGUUCAGUAGGUUUAGAAAGUCUGUGAUGGAACGCUUCCAGCACUGCCUUUGCAACAUUCUCUCUACAUUCAUAAGUGGCGCCGCGGGUCACCGCUGAAUGGACGAACAUAAUCAGUAGCCUAUUCUUCGACCAUUUUUUCCUCAAAUUGACAAAAUUGAGUCGGGGCUCGUUGGCUUUCACCUCUAGCAUUCACUUUGGGAAUGUAGAAAGAAAGCUUGGGUGCAUGUGGCCGACUGUGACAAAACUAUUUUUCUGCGGUUCACAGCCAUAGAUAUUCCUCGAAACAGAUGCUUAAUUGGUUUAAGUGAAUUGCCAUCAAACUACACUCCAUCUGGCACUGGAGUUGGGUUUGCGUCCUAUGUGCUAACGUCUGUUUUCUGCAAUCAAGUUUAUGUAAUUUUGUAGACCUCAAACUUUGUCACCCGGUGCCUUCUUAUUGCUCUCGAUGAGUAUUCUGACAUGCGGAGAAUACUGGAACCAAGUCACUGGUGGACCUUACCCAUAAUUUGUUCAGCAUUGGCCGUGUUUACCGACUGUCAUCCUGCUCUACAGGGUGGCCAGUCGGGGUCAGUAGGAGAGGAGCAUCAUGGGAGCAUGGGGGGCGGGGUGAGGGAGAGGAGGGCGACAGGAGGAAACUCCUACUGGGCUUAUUCUGGGACCCACAGUCCUGGGGGCUGGGCCUCCUCAUACCCUGAGUGUGCGGAGAGGAAUCAAUCACCAGUGGACAUCUCAGACGAGGAUGCCAAGGUGUCUCAGGAGUGCCAGGAGCUGACCCUCAACGGGUUCAACGCAGAGUCAUCCAACAAGACCUCCAUGAAGAACACAGGAAAGACAGUGGCUGUUCUGCUAAAGGAUGACUACUUUGUACGGGGGGCUGGACUACCUGGACGUUUCAAGGCGGAGAAGAUAGAGUUCCACUGGGGUCAGAGUAACGGAUCAGCAGGGUCGGAACACAGCAUCAACGGCAGGAGGUUCCCUGUGGAGAUGCAGAUCUACCUGUACAACUCAGAUGACUUUGACAGUCUCAGUGCGGCCAUCAAGGAGAAGCGCAUCAUUGCUGCGAUGGCUGUGUUCUUUGAGGUGGGGCAGAGAGACAAUCCAGCCGUAGAGCCCAUCAUCCAGGGACUGAAACGGGUCGUACACCACGAGAAGGAGACAUUCCUGAGUUCAUUCAUCCUGAGGGAUCUGCUACCAUCAUCGUUGGGGAGUUACUACCGCUACACAGGCUCCCUCACCAUCCCGCCCUGCAGCAAGGUGGUCGAGUGGAUCAUCUUAUCCAGACCCGUUUUCCUCUCCCACUCACAGCUGGAGGUGUUCUACUCUAUCUUCACCACGGAGCAGCAGGAUCAUGUAAAGUCAGUAGAAUACCUGAGAAACAACUACAGACCCCUCCAGGGCCUGGACAACAGGGAGGUGUUGAAGUCUGCUGUUAAAGAUGCCUGGCAGAGGGACCUGACCGACAACCUGGGACUGGGUACAGACGGCACCACAGACGCAUCCAGAGUCUGUAGCAGUGCCCCGGUCAACAUGAAGAUCCAGCCACUGAACGGCACUGCCCUGGUGGUGAGCUGGCAGCGCCCGCUAGUGGUCUACCACCCGCCUAUCACCAGCUUCAUGGUCUCCUACAGCUGGGUGAAGAGUGACGUGGCCUACGAGAAGACCUUCACCAAGACUGGGGACCAGAACAUGAAGGCGGUGAUAACCCACGUGUCUUCAGACAUCCUGUAUCUGUUCAGAGUCCAGGCUGUGUGCCAGAGAGACCUACGCAGUGACUUCAGCCAGACACUGCUCUUCAGAGCUAACACCACCAGGAUAUUUGAGGGAACACGGAUUGUGAAAACUGGAAUGCCCACUGUCUCCCCAGCCUCCUCGGCAGACAUGGCUCCCAUCAGCUCCGGAUCCUCUACCUGGACCUCCUCUGGCCUCCCCUUCUCCUUCGUCUCUAUGGCUACGGGGGGCAUGGGCCCCUCGUCCAGCGGCAGUCAGGCCACGGUAGCAUCGGUGGUGACCAGCACCCUUUUGGCCGGCCUGGGCUUCAGCGGAGGGGUCAUCUCCUCCCUGCCUGGCUCUCUCUGGCCCACCCAGGCCUCUGCAGCCAGCCCUGGGUCUAACACCGGCCCGGGUCCCAACCCCAGCCGCCAGCCUGCCCAGCCCCAGGCCUCCACCGAGCCCCCCACAGCCCCUCAGGGUGGUUCUGACACGGACACCCCCACAGAGGAGAAGGAGGCGGGGGUGGACAGGGAGACCGAGGCGGAGGAGGGCGAGGGAGAGGAGGAUGAAGGGGAAGACGACAGCAGGAGAAAGAAGAAUAACAAGACAGCGCCUGAUGAGGUGGAGAUGCAGCUGAAUGGCACUGUGGUCAAAGAGCCCACCUCCGUCCUCACCCCCACAUCCACAGCCAAAGAGAAAGGAAAGCCUGUCGCUAACAGCACUACAGUGCCACCCAGUGGAGGGGAGGACCAACUGGUCAGAGUGGACAGUAACACAGGGCCCACUGUGGAGCAAAAGAACGACACAGCAGAGAUACAGAUUCCCCAGAGCCCAACACGCUCCCCAAAGACUGGCGGGGAAGAGAAGAGCCUUUGGCCUUUCUCUGUCCACACCGACAGGACCAGUGUGUCCAACAUGACCCGCAGCCCUCACCCCGUGGUGGGCAGGAUGGAGUGGAUCAUCCCCCUGGUGGUGGUCUCAGCGCUCACUCUGCUCUGCCUCAUCAUGCUACUGGCUGUCCUGGUCUACUGGAGGAGGUUUUUCCAGACAGCUCACUUUUAUGUGGAGGACAGUAGUUCUCCCAGGGUGGUGGCCAAUGAGAACAUCCCUGUCAUCCCCAUCCCAGAUGACAUGGAUGCCAUCCCUGUCAGGCAGUUCAUCAAACACAUCAUGGAGCUCUACUCCAACAACCUGCACGGCUUCUCUGAGGAGUUUGAGGAGGUCCAGCGCUGUACAGUGGACCUGAAGAUCACAGCAGAACAUUCCAAUCACCCUGACAACAAGCACAAAAACAGAUACAUCAACAUCGUGGCCUAUGAUCACAGUAGAGUGAAGUUACGACCCUUGACUGGGAAAGAUGCCAAACACAGUGACUUCAUCAACGCUAACUAUGUAGAUGGUUAUAACAGUCCCAAGGCCUACAUCGCGGCCCAGGGCCCUCUCAAGUCCACCUUCGAGGACUUCUGGAGGAUGGUGUGGGAGCAGAACACUGGUAUCAUUGUCAUGAUCACUAACCUGGUAGAGAAAGGAAGGAGGAAGUGUGACCAGUACUGGCCCACAGAGAGCAGUGAGGAGUAUGGCAACAUCGUGGUGACUCUGAAGAGUACUAAUGUUCAUGCCUGCUACACACUGAGACGAUUCCUCAUACGGAACACCAAAGUCAAAAAGGGUCAGAAGGGCAACCCGAAGGGGCGUCAGAACGAGCGGAUGGUGAUCCAGUAUCACUACACCCAGUGGCCUGACAUGGGCGUGCCGGAGUACACCCUACCUGUCCUCACCUUCAUAGGGCGCUCCUCUGCAGCACGUACACCUGACAUGGGCCCCGUCCUAGUCCACUGCAGUGCUGGAGUCGGGCGAACAGGGACGUACAUCGUCAUCGACAGCAUGCUGCAGCAGAUCAAAGACAAGAGCACAGUCAACGUCUGGGGCUUUCUCAAACACAUCCGCACGCAACGCAACUACCUGGUUCAGACAGAGGAGCAGUACGUGUUCAUCCAUGAUGCCCUGAUGGAGGCCAUCCUGGGCAGUGAGACAGAGGUACCCGCCUGGCAGCUCCAUGGUUACGUCAACAGCAUCCUCACCCCCGGCCUGGGGGGACGCACGCGCCUCGACAAGCAGUUCAGGCUGCUGACCCAGUGUAACGCCCACUUCAUAGAGUGCUUCAGUGCCCAGAAAGACUGUAACAAGGAGAAGAACCGCAACUCCUCAGUGGUUCCAUCGGAACGAGCUCGAGUAGGACUGGCCCCUCUCCCUGGAAUGAAAGGCACAGACUACAUCAAUGCCUCCUACAUAAUGGGUUACUACAGGAGUAAUGAGUUCAUCAUUACCCAGCAUCCUUUGCCCCACACAACCACAGACUUCUGGAGAAUGAUCUGGGACCACAACGCCCAAAUCAUCGUCAUGCUCGCAGACAACCACGGUUUGGCUGAGGAUGAGUUUGUGUACUGGCCGAGCAGAGAGGAGGCGAUGAACUGCCUAGCCUUCACCGUCACCCUGAUCAGCAAGGACAGACUGUGUCUCUCCAAUGAAGAACAGAUCAUCAUCCACGACUUUAUCCUGGAGGCCACGCAGGAUGACUAUGUCCUGGAGGUGAGACAUUUCCAGUGCCCUAAAUGGCCCAACCCAGACGCCCCUCUCAGCAGUACCUUCGAGCUCAUCAAUGUCAUCAAAGAGGAGGCCAUGACACGAGACGGACCCACCAUCAUACACGAUGAGUUUGGGGCGGUGUCUGCGGGGACUCUGUGUGCCCUCACCACCCUGUCUCAGCAGCUGGAGAGUGAAGGGGCUGUGGAUGUCUAUCAGGUGGCUAAGAUGAUCAACCUCAUGAGGCCAGGAGUCUUCACAGACAUAGAGCAGUACCAGUACCUCUACAAGGCCAUGCUGAGCCUGGUGAGCAGCAGAGAUAGCUGGAUCAGCCCCCUCUACCUGGACACUAAUGGAGUGGUUGUCAUCAUGGACGAAUCAGACCCUGCAGAGAGCAUGGAGUCGCUGGUCUGACUGACUGGUCACUGGUCUGACUGGUUACUGAUCUGACUGGUUCUACAGGUUACUAGU